AUGAGGAACUGUAGAGGAGCGGCGGGGAAAGAUUUUUUUAGGUUUAGUAAAUACUACAUAGAUAUUUACAAGUCAGAAAUUUAUGUUCUUAUGGUAAUAAGAUGUGACCCAAUGAAUUUUCAAAAUCCAUUUAAAAAAUUGGGUUUCCAAAAAUGCAUAUCAGUGGUAAAAAUAGGUUAUGUGGGAGGAAUCAUAGUGGCUUGUAAGGAAGAUAAACUGAAGAUAGUGUUAGUAAGUAAAUGGGGUCAGUUUAUUCAUAUGCAAGUUAAGAAUGAUAAAGGCCAAGAAUGGAUUUUUACAAUGGUGUAUGCAAGUCCUGAUGAGCAUAACAGAAAGCAUUUGUGGGAGAUUAUGAGAUUGACAUAUGCAACAAUGGAUAUGCCGUGGCUUGUAGUUGGAUACUUUAACGACAUUGCAUAUGCAAAUGAAAAGAAAGGAGGUGGGCAAGUUUCAGCUCGCAAAUGCAGUAUUUUUGGAGAAAAUAUGGAAGCUGGCAAUCUGUCGGAUCUUGGAGCUAAAGGCUCUAAUUAUACUUGGGGAGGACCUAUUUAUCACGGUGGACAAAGAAUAUAUGAGAGACUGGAUGAAGUCAUUAGAAAUGAGGAAUGGAGAUUAGCUUUCUCUGAGGCUCAUGUUAAAAUUUUAACUCGAGUUGAUUUCUCACAUCAUCACCCAAUUAAGAUUUCCCUAAGCUUUUGCAAUUAUGGAAGGGUUGCCAAAUCAUUUCGUUUUGAGAGUGCAUGGAUGUUAGAGGAGAAUUAUAUGGAUAGACUUCAAGGAUUUUGGAAUAAUAAUGAAUAG
Vicia villosa (hairy vetch) is the source of this 801-nucleotide messenger RNA. RefSeq lists its product as uncharacterized. The transcript has a single exon. The record is from RefSeq and is a predicted model, not a curated record. Bases 1 to 801 code for a protein of 266 amino acids. NCBI's taxonomy places the organism in Eukaryota, Viridiplantae, Streptophyta, Magnoliopsida, Fabales, Fabaceae.